CAUAUGCCCUUUGAUCGCGAACUUGAAGAGUGUAUAUAAGAAUUGAAUUUUUUUGUUAAUUCAAUAGUUGUUGUUAUUUGAUAUCCGGACUAUUAAUUGAAUAUUUUUUUUAAAAUGUCAAAAACAAGUAAUAAAUACGAAAAUUUUCAAGAAUUUCUCGAUGAAGUUCAGUACUCAAAAAGCGGAGUCAAACGCUACGAAUGGAUCUUCGGUGAGGGAUAUCUGUCGACUGGUGGUCUCGAGACUACCAAAGAAAUUAUACCAAUUCUUGAGCUAAAAAAGAAUCAAAGAGUGCUCGACGUUGGAUGUGGUUUAGGAGGACAUGACUUCUAUAUGGCUGAAAACUAUGGAGCAGUCAUUGAUGCCAUUGAUUUGUCAAAGAAUAUGAUGUCCGUAGCUUUAAGACAUUUCAAUCGUAAGCCUCAUAUUGCAAAUAAUAUCAAUUUCCGUAUCUGUGAUGUAAUGACCACACCGUUUGACGACAACUAUUACGAUGUUAUCUACAGUCGAGACGCGUUGCUUCACAUCAAAGAAAAGCCUCAAUUGUUUCAAUCGUUUUAUCGAUGGCUUAAACCCGGCGGUAGACUAGUCUUUACAGACUACUGUCGUGGAGAUACUGAUAAUCAAUCGGAUGAGUUUGAAAGCUAUAUUAAACAAAGAGAUUAUACACUCUAUAAGAUCAAAGAAUAUGACCAACUAAUGAAAAAUUGUGGAUUUGUUGAUGUAUUGGCACAGGAUAUCAAUGACAAGUUUGUCGACUCUCUUAAUAGAGAGCUCAAGAAGUUGUACUCCGAAAGAAAAGAGUUUCUCCAAGAGUUUAAUGUUGAAGAUUUCAAUGACUUGGAAGAGGGUUGGGUGGCAAAGAUCAAGAGAGCUAAAGAUGGUCACCAAACUUGGGGUCUUUUCAAAGCUUUUAAACCACUUUAACAACAAAAUUGUCGCUAAAUAUCAUUAUAAUUAAAAA
This is a messenger RNA of Oppia nitens, 964 nucleotides long. RefSeq lists its product as uncharacterized. The transcript has a single exon. Bases 115 to 927 code for a protein of 270 amino acids. The record is from RefSeq and is a predicted model, not a curated record. Gene Ontology annotation, molecular function: S-adenosylmethionine-dependent methyltransferase activity. Lineage: Eukaryota; Metazoa; Arthropoda; Arachnida; Sarcoptiformes; Oppiidae.